Durusdinium trenchii is the source of this 1084-nucleotide messenger RNA. The record is from the annotation of a GenBank genome assembly. Lineage: Eukaryota; Dinophyceae; Suessiales; Symbiodiniaceae.
AGUCCUUUGUGGCUCAGACUCGCCCAGGUCGUCCCCAUGGGGGAAGCUGAAGCGCCCGUCGAUGUCGAAGCUCCGGCGACGUCCAGGUCGGUGGGUUUCUGCGACAUCGCGAAGCACUUUGUGCUGAUGGGCUGGACCGCCUUCGGGGGGCCUGCGGCGCAUGUGGGCCUCUUCCAGAAGACCUUCGUAGAGAGGCUGGGCUGGAUGAGUGCAGACGUCUUCACUGAGCUCUUUGCAGUCUGUCAAUGCAUGCCGGGUCCCAGCUCCACUCAGAUGUCCUUUGCCUUGGGCACCACGAAGCAGGGCAUCCUGGGUGGACUGCUCAGUGGGAUUUUAUUCCAAUAUCCUGGGGCCAUCAUGAUGACCAUCCUGGGCAUGACGGCGCACAACUGGGCGACUCCCCAGGUCAUCGCCGAGCACACGUGGUUGGCGGGUCUGGUCGGUGGGCUCAGUGCGGCGGGAGUGGCCUUGGUGGCCUCGGCGGCGAUUGGGCUUUGGGCCAAGGCCUGCGGCCCAGCGGACGCCAAAGCCCUCGCAGGAUUUUGCUGCGUCGUGCUGCUGUACUACUCGGCGGAGCUCAUGGAGCGCAAUGGGCGCGAUUGGAUGUGGAUCUUCCCUUUUCUCAUCAUCCUAGGAGGCGCCUUCACCUACUUCUGGAGACCUCCUCCCGAGACGAAGGCCUGCUGGAUUCGAGUGGUUCUUCUGGCAAACUUGGAGCCCACAAGAGAAUGGGCCAAGCCGCCCAAGGAGCAGCCCCCCAACCCGCCGCUUGCGUCUCUUGCAUGUUCUGCCAGGGGCGCUCUGAGGCAUCCGCGCGGUCUGCAGGCUCCGCGUGGAGGUCCCGGCUCCGAAGGAUCCGCAGACGGUUCAUGCAAGGGCUGCUUGGCGCGCGUUUCUGGAGCAAGAGUUUGGUGGGUGCGUUCGUGGACAUGGUGAGGAAGGGAAACACCUUUUAGCGGUUGUGGGUUUGUUCAGCUAGUAGCUAUUUGUGACAUUUGUGACUAGUGUUUCCAGAAGGGCCACAUGUGCAUUCAGCGACUUGAAUUGCCUUUCUCAGUGCUAAGCCGGACUGAUCAUUGGCGCA